AUGGAAUCAAUUGAUCAAACACCCAUUUCUACUCAACAAACAACUGCAACUACUGGUGUCGUUUCUACCCCAAUCUACAAAGAACCACACAUUCUAGAACGUGAACCUCACAUUCAUCUUUCCACGCCCUUUGACAAGCUUGAGGUACUGUCCGAAUCACUGGUAGACUUCGACAACAUGAAACGCAAUGGCAUAGACCUCACCGAGGAACUAAGAAUGCAGGGGUGGGAAACCUACUUCCAGAGACUCUACGGUCCUGUGUAUACCUAUCUGAUAAAGGAGUUCUGGCACUUCGCAGACUCAGAUGAUCACUAUAUCGUCUCUCACGUUCUGGGAGUCAAAAUAGUCAUCACUAAGAAGUCUAUAGCCUCCCUUAUGAACAUGGAGACUAUAGGGGGAAGAAGAAUCUACAACAUCAAUCCUAGGGCAAAGUACUUAUCCCAAGAAAUAGCCCUUACCAUCUUUCAACAGAACGCUGAAGGCAAACACUCCAAGAACAAAGAACUUCAUCAGAAUCUCCGUGUAUGGAUGAAGAUCAUCCUGGGCACCACCCAUCACCUCCCUACAUCAAACUUCUCUGACUACAUCAACACGGAUCAGAAGUGCAUCCUCUACUACAUUCACAAAGGGCUGAAACUGAACCUGCCAGCGCUGCUCUUCAAGUAUAUCAGAGAUUCUGUCAAGGAUACCAGAAACAAUAUGAAGCCUAGAACUCACAUUCCUCUGAGGAGACUCAUCUCCAAUGUUCUGAUCGAGAGUGGGCUGGUGGAUCACCUGAUCCAUAACAAUCUGAUGGAAGAUGUCACUAUUGACAUUGGAAGACCUCUAAAUGCUCAGAAUCUAAAGAGUAUGGGGGUGAUUGAGCAAGUCAGAACUAAACCAACUCUAGACACUUCCUGGGAAGCACUCAAGGAUCAGAGGAAGAUUCCCAACGGUCUCUACCUUUUCUCCAAGAUUGACCCUCCAGAAGUGGUGGCUCACUAUCUGCAAGACCUUGCAAGCCAAGGGGUGGAUAUUUGCUUAUACAAGACUGACAAAGCAAAGAUGGUGAGGUUACAAACUCACAAACGACAACUCGAAUUUAUUCAAAUGAAGGAAAAGGAGACAAUCAAUGAUUUUGCAGCGACAAUCACUCACUUGGUGAACCGAGUGAAGGCAUGUGGAGAAACCUUUACGGAGCAGCAUGUUGUUACUGAGAUCCUGCAUUCUUUAAUGCCAAGAUUCGAUAACAUAGUUGUUACGAUUGAGGAUUUGAAGGAUAUGGCGACAAUGAGCAAAUAUGAGCUGCAAAGUUCUCUUCAGGCUCAUGAGCAAAGGAUGGAAGAGAGGAACAACGAUAAGGCAAAGGUGGAGAUAGCUUUGCAGGCUCGUUUCAAUGAGAAGGAUAAGAGAUAG
This is a messenger RNA of Lathyrus oleraceus (garden pea), 1395 nucleotides long. RefSeq lists its product as uncharacterized. The record is from RefSeq and is a predicted model, not a curated record. The transcript has 2 exons. Lineage: Eukaryota; Viridiplantae; Streptophyta; Magnoliopsida; Fabales; Fabaceae. The coding region runs from base 1 to 1395 and encodes 464 amino acids.